Messenger RNA from Psylliodes chrysocephalus, 2009 nucleotides. Lineage: Eukaryota; Metazoa; Arthropoda; Insecta; Coleoptera; Chrysomelidae. The record is from the annotation of a GenBank genome assembly.
AUGAUUUAUGAUCCAAAAAUCCACAAAUAUGUAUGUAAGCACUGCCCGAAAAAGCAGUACAAAAACAAGCGGCAUCUAUACGACCAUCUGCACUACGAAUGCAACAAACUCCCCAUGACGUGUAUGGUGGUCGGUUGUGGUAAGGAAAUCAUGAGGCGAAAUAGCAUGAAGAGACAUCUCCAAACUAUGCAUCAAAUCAAGGAUUCAUGGGAGAUUUAUGUGGCUUAUAUUGUACCAGCAGAAAAUAAAUUAAAAUUACCUCAAUCGGGGAAUAUCCAGUAUAUCAGUGAUGCCAGUUUGUGGAUACCGCCUAGCGAGUCAUUAGACUUAAAAGAAUGUUUUGAUGCAUCUAUACAGAAAUACGUUUGUCUCAACUGUCCCACAAGGCAGUACAAAAACAAGCGCCAUCUGUACGACCAUAUUCAUUACGAAUGCAACAAACUACUGCUGACUUGUAUGAAAGACAACUGCGGAAAACAGAUAUUGAGAAGAAACAAUAUGAAAAGGCAUUUGAAAGCCACUCAUGGAGUAGUCGGUGAUGAUUGGGAAAAAUAUGUUGCGUACAUCAGUGAUGAUCCUCUCAUGGCUCCAUCUUUGGUAGGAAAUGUUCAGUUUAUUUCCAAUAAGGACGAAUGGAAGACUCCAGAUUGAGAAAGCAUGCGAGCUAAAUAAUGGAAGUGGAGAAGGAUAGAAUCAUUUUAUUUUUUAAACUUAGAAGGGAAUCUCAUUCUUAUUUUCUCAUUUUAUUUUUUAGUUAAAUUUAUUCAUUUUGGUAUGAUAAACAAAAUGUUACGCCUCAGUUGGCCUUGAUCGAUAAAGAUAGUUGAUAGUUAUAAUUAAUUUAUUAGAUUUUUGUAAUGUUUCUAGCUAGUUCUUUGGCGUCUAGAAAUUUCUUUUUUUCUUGACUAUAUGUUUGUUCCUGACGCCCAUACUAUGUUUUUCAUUUUUUCCAGCUUUUCACAGCUUUUUACUUGUCUACUAUCUUUUGCUUAUUAAAAUAUAUUGACAUAAUUUGUAAAUAAUUCCUACAACAAUUAAAUAAUUUGAUUUGAUUAAUUUGGACAAUCAAUUUAAAUUUAUCGUGUUUUCUUUUUGUUUUAAACAAUUCAUAUCUAAUAUCUUAAUUUCUUCUAUCUCUCUUCUUAUUGAUUUUGUUUUCAUCACCUCAUCCACUUUCUUACUAUUGAGUACGAUCUUUAUUUAGUCGUCUUCUUUUUUUCUUAUUUUUUCCUUGCAAAAUCCCUUCGACAUAGUGUUUUGUGAUACUCUUGUCAGCUAAUUUAUUUUUCAGGUAUUACCAUUUCCUUUGUCUUUAUCUCAAGUUUUCUCCGAAUUUCUGUGUUCUUUGCUUUAUUCAUAUUGCUGACCCAUAAUAUUCUUCAGAUGAUCUUCAACUUGUAUUCCCUUAUAUCAAUUUUCUAUAAUUCUAAUUUAUACAGUUUCAUACAAUACUACAGGUAAUUUAUUUGUAUUCUUCUAUUUCACAGAUGCCUUCUGUUGAAAUUUCAUGUAUUUCUUCACUAUUUUCUUCGAGAGUGACCAGUAAUUUCAUUUGUUCCCAUUACUCCCUCCAAAAACCCCCUCUGAUUUUUUUUUGAUUUUCCUAUUUACGUCAUUCUUUUUGUUAAUCUCUUACGAUCCAUUGUGGUUUGGACAACAUUAGUAAUUGGAUUUUUCUCGUAUCUAUCAUCUUCCUAAGAUAUUUUAUCUCUACAUUUGUGUUAUCUUCAGGUAUUUUUAUGUAGGGUCAUUUGAGGACAUAAGUAGUUUCUGAUAUCAUCACCUUCGUCUGUAAACUUUUAUAUCUUCAUAUUUUUCUUUUUUUAGAUUUUGCUACGAGUACAAUGUCUGCUUACAUGAAUUCUAAAUUAUAUUAUCCUCUUUUAAUGUUUAUUGCCCUUUUUCUUUUAUUUUCUUUACUAUCUUAUUCAUUAUUACAAAUAGUAACGGAUUUAAGCUAUCUCCUUGCUUCAUAUCUCUGUUCAUAUUAAAUUGUGUUAAUAUUUUUC